This is a messenger RNA of Aspergillus aculeatinus CBS 121060, 1245 nucleotides long. RefSeq lists its product as uncharacterized. The record is from RefSeq and is a predicted model, not a curated record. The transcript has 4 exons. NCBI's taxonomy places the organism in Eukaryota, Fungi, Ascomycota, Eurotiomycetes, Eurotiales, Aspergillaceae. Bases 1 to 1245 code for a protein of 414 amino acids.
AUGGCCGGCAUGGUUUCAGACCACCUUCCCCACGAAGCAUAUGCCCAGUUCGUCCAUGAUGUGCUGGUUAAACACCCUAGAGAGGUGGCGAAAAUCGUGGGACCUAUAGUGGGGCCAGUUGCACGCGAAGUUGACGAGGCUUUGACCAUUCUCGCCCUUGGUCCUGGUACCUGGCCGUUCGUGGUAGCUAUGAAAGCUCUAUCCCUCUCUGCGCGCGGUUGCCGGGGCUUAUAUCGAUACCUCAUUCGGUCUUCCGAGUCCAUGGGGUACACACCAGACAAAGACCUUGAUGCUAUUGCUAGCCGCAUGACCGUGGAAAUAAUGACAAGAAUCACAUCGACAACCAUAGCUGUCGGUACUUCAAACGCUUCUCUCCCAGAGACACUGGUGGCCGGUGCUAGCCUCCCAGGUCGGAGCUUAGGAAUAGACAGCAGCAGCAGCAGCAGCAGCAGCAACAACAUCGCAGUGAGCCGCAUUGAGAACUCCCAAGCCACCCACGGCAUUUGCAAUUCAAUUGUCAACCAUGUUAGAAUCCAUGGACCCCAAAUAGUCCAAUCCACACAAGUGGCUCAGGUGAUCAAAGAACUGAACUAUGUUUCCACCGACCUCGGCAACGGUAAUUGUCUAACGGCAUCGGGUAGCAGCGGGCCAGAUGGCUACGGCAGACAUGUAUACGAUCUCGUUCAAUCUAAGCUCGGAGACAUUGCGCCUGCUGACCGGCGUUAUCAUCGAAUUUUCGUCUUCCACCGGAGCACAAUCUGGCACCCCGCAUUCGACCGGCUGGCGAGCGAGAGCCCCCUUCCAACCGAGUAUUGCAUGAAGAGAAAGAACCUCGAUGUGCUUUGCCAGGACAUGCAAAAAUACCGACGACGAUUGACGGCAGAGUUGAACUAUGGCAAAGACAUUGUUUUCCACGUGCUGCCGUUGCAUUUCCCAGCUGACCUGUAUCCACUUCGAAUCGAGGACGAACUCUAUCAUGGCAAAAUGGUGCCGCACUUGUCACAACAAUGCCCAGCAGUGGGGUGGGGUGCCAUCGGUGCUUGUCUCGCUCUGGGCGUGGGCGUGGGCGCUCUAACAGGGCUUGGGGCAUUGGUUGCAGUUCCGAUCUGGUUUGCGACUGCGCCGAAAGCCAUCGAAAAAACGCAUUCUGUGAUAUGUCCCGCUGUCUACGAUGCGCUCCGUGAAGAGGCGCCGAGAAUUCUCGGCUCUACUCAGCGCUUGUACAGGGAGGCAGUGAGCCGUUAG